UUUUAACUGUUGACGUCUUGGUGGAGGGUGAAGUUAGUUUACUGGACGACCGAGCAAUUUCAUGCUCCAUAUUUUCUCUAGACAUUACGGUCAGCCAUGUCACUACAGGCCUUCCUUUUCCCUCUCCCUGAAACUCGAUUCUUCAAAGCAGGUAGUUACAUCUACAAGUUCAAGAUCAGAGGAGGCAGCAGCUACAGUGGAGAGGAGGUGAUAGAAAGACACAGCUUCGACCAAGAACUGGAGGAAAUUAUCAGAACUGUUCUGGGCAACCUGGACAGUCUCCAGCCCUUCUCUAGCACCAACUUCAAUGUCUUCCCAUAUAAGAAGCGGUGGGAGGGAAUGUCUAUGGUGAUGUGCAAACACAGUGAGGGAAAGCAGAGAGCCUACCCGUUUAUUCUUCUCCUCUACCUGGAGAAAAACAUGCAGGAUGGAAAGCAAGCAGAGAAUCAGUUGAGCCCAGAGAAAGAGGAAGUGCAGCAUGUCCCAUCUGUUUCUCAGCCACAGUCAAAGCGCUGUAGGAGAGAUUCACCACUAGAGGACGCUAUAAUAAAGGACUUAAUGAAGGACAUGGAGGCUGGGAGCAAGGGUUCCACUUUUGGCAGGGCUCACAUGGACAAUCCACAUGCAGAGGGAAAAGUCAAGGAAGAUCCAGGACAUACUGACAAGAAAGGGACCAAAGGGUUUGCUGAACCCCAAGAAGAAUCAGGUGUCAACACGUUCAGGGGAAGUUCAGGAGAAGUGCCUCCUGGGACAACAGAGGACAUGGAGGAGGAGGAGGAGGAGGAAGAGGAGGAGGGCGAUGAAGAGGGAGAAAAUGUAGACUCUGUCCCCAGGUCACCUGGGAGGCCAGGAAUUCUGACUCGACUGGCCAGCCAUAUCUUCCCCUUCUCCUUGUUCUUCAGAGACCUCUGAGAGCUGUCGCAGAGAGACAGGAGGUUUUACUCCUCUCUGGGUUUGUUUGGUUAAAAUUCUGCUCCGAGCGAGUGUUUUGGUUUCUCCAGAAACAAGAUUUCAUAGACUGUUCAUUUUCUUAUUCAUUCAUCCUCAUUUGAUCAUCUUUUUUGUGUUUUUCUGAAAUUUUCUCCUAUUAUUCUCUUGUCAUACAUGUUAGACUUUUCAAUAGAGAGAUUUUUUGUAUUUUUUUUAUUUUCUUAAAUAUGCCCUGUUGCUUCAGUCCAUCAGUCCAUCUUUCUGUUUGUAGCGUCGUCAACAGGCAAAUAAAUAUUAUUACUCUUUUCUUUA
This is a messenger RNA of Thunnus maccoyii (southern bluefin tuna), 1242 nucleotides long. RefSeq names its product membrane-anchored junction protein. The transcript has 10 exons. Bases 97 to 912 code for a protein of 271 amino acids. The record is from RefSeq and is a predicted model, not a curated record. Gene Ontology annotation, molecular function: DNA binding. Gene Ontology annotation, biological process: homologous chromosome pairing at meiosis; meiotic attachment of telomere to nuclear envelope. Gene Ontology annotation, cellular component: nuclear inner membrane. NCBI's taxonomy places the organism in Eukaryota, Metazoa, Chordata, Actinopteri, Scombriformes, Scombridae.